Messenger RNA from Chaetomium globosum CBS 148.51, 1575 nucleotides. RefSeq lists its product as uncharacterized. Lineage: Eukaryota; Fungi; Ascomycota; Sordariomycetes; Sordariales; Chaetomiaceae. The transcript has 3 exons. The coding region runs from base 1 to 1575 and encodes 524 amino acids. The record is from RefSeq and is a predicted model, not a curated record.
AUGGCACCCCAAAUAGGACACGACCAGGCUCUCAAGAUGACCGCUAAGCCGAUAUCAUCGCUUUUCCCCGACCGACCCAUACGGCCCCUGCCGAAACGGCGGCUUAGAGAGCGGCUCACCCCCGAGGCAGCCGACUCGAUCCAGUACCCUCCCGCCCCGCGGAGCUCUACAUCAUUGUUUUCGUACCCAUACUCAUUAUUAGAGGAGCAACCAGAAUCUAGCUCGGCACCUGUGCGCGAGGUAGCGUCGCAUCAUGAGGAAGGCAAGCCGCAAAACAAUGGGGUGGAGGGCGACCGGAAGACGGGGGACGGUACACUCGGCCAAGGUGCAGUGAGCCGAGCAGCGCUGCAACACGCCGAACUCGUGACGCGGCAGAAACAAGAACAUGGCCGUUACGCAGAUUCGCUUCCGCUUCCCUCGACAGCGUCUUCGGCGGACGGUUACGAUCUUUUUGAGAACACUAACAAUAAGAAAAGGAAGAUCCCCACCGCCGGAGAUUCAGUACCGGGCGGAGCGCACGUUGUCAGCGAUUCCGCCACUGGAACGGGUCCGAGUACAUCCGGUGCUCAAUUUGCAGACGGCGAAGUUGGGCCGGGAGGACCAUUAAACCGCGUUCCGGUCACUGGGUCGGCGGAAGCAGUAUGUGGGCUUGACCCCGAGCAUGAAGGCAAAUGGCUGACAGUUACCAAAGGCGAGAGCACUGGCAUUAUAUCCAAUGCCAUUGCCAAAGCGGAGAAGUUUCCGCCGCACCAUGGCCAAGAGAACAUCAGUCUCUUGCACCAGCCCUCGUCCGUGAAACGCAACCCAGCUUCGACGCAGUUCACAUUCACAUGCGACUCACAGGUCCCAGGGUCACUCGCUUGGCCUGGUUCUGAUCGUCGGAUUGCCAUGCCGCAGCACGCUGUGGUGGGCCAGGGUAAAGAAAACUGGCCUCGCGUCGCCCAACCUGUGCAGACCGGGCAUCCCGCGUCGGCAAUACCCCACGCUGCGGACGCGGGCACCAAAGAGUCCUCAUCAAGAGGCACCCACCAUGCAACGCUGCCUCAGAAGACCUCCCGUCGAAGCGCUACGAAGGAGUACCUAGCUGCGGCCAAGGCGCGUCGCCGGGAAACACAGCUCUACAACAAGCGUCACCCGCCGAAACCCGAAGACAUGUGGGUCUGUCAUUUCUGCGAGUAUGAGUGGAUUUUCGGUCACCCACCGGAGGCUUUGGUUCGGUCGUACGAGAUCAAGGAACGGAAACAGCGGCAGUUGGAAGAACAGCGGAGAGCCCAAUGGGAGAGGAUGAAGAAGGGGAAACACAAGGGGAAAAAAAACAGCAAGCUCCCGGCCAAGAACGGCCACGCUGUGCAAGAUGUACACCACCACGCAGACAACCGUGGAGUGGCAGGCGAUCAUUACGACCACGGCGAUCAAGGGGAGGAAUAUUAUGACGACGAGUAUUACGAGGACGAGGAGUAUGACGCUGAAGAAGAAGGGGUCAUUGAACCUAGCCCAGGAAGCCUCGGACGGCAUGCCGAUGUUCCAGCUCAUCUAGGUGAUAGUUUCGCGGUCCACGAUGGAGGGGGGACAUAG